CGAAGCGCCUUUUCCUUUGACCCUCGGCGGACGCCGUCGUCCAGGGGCCAACAUGGCGGCUGUCGCCUGACUUGAAACUUUUACCGGAGAAACUUUUGACGCCAAAAAAAUGUUGUUUUCGCGUCUGUCAGCGGGAUCUACGGAGCUCAAUCCGCCAGGUUUCCACUUUACAUCGGAUAUCAGAUGAAACCGCGACGGGGACGUGUGGAGAUGUGAUCCGUUUGGCGGUGUUUACGCGGCUUCUUCCGGCUCGCCGACUUUUAACCUGGAAUAAACUUCAAAUUAUAAUAUUUUUUUAAUUUUUUUAAAAUAUCUAAUUCGGACUUUAGGGACUCGAGGGGACAUAUGUGGCGGUUUGUGCGGUACUGCGUGAGCCGCGGGCUCCGCGCCGUGAGCGGCCAGGGGUCCGGGGCGGUCACGUGGUCCACCCUGGUCACGUGGUUGGGGUACCUGUCCGGGCUGGCCCUGGUGCUGGCGCCGGUGCUGGCCCUGCAGGCCCGCUGGGCGGCCCCCGUGCUGGCCCUGGCCCUGCUGGUGCCGGCGGCCGCGGGGCUGCUGCACGCCCGGUUCGGGCUGGAGCGGCUCGGGCCGGGGAUGGUCUACCUGUGGUUCGGGUUCCUGCUGGGGCUGCUCUGCUUCCAGGGCCCGGAGGGGCGGGGGGGCCCGGGGGGCCCCGGCCCUGGGGAGCGGGCCGCAGGACUCCUGCUUCCCGCCGGCGUGGCCCUCAGGACGGUGUGGUUGCUGCUGGACCGGGUCCUGGGGACGGAGGGAAAAGAACCGCUGUUUAUGAGGAGUCAGAAAGAGAGGACCAGGCAGCGGCCGGCGCUGCUCACGUCUGCGGAGCAGCUGGUCCUGCUGGGCUUCAGCGCGGCCAGCGCGGCGCUGCUGGUGCCGGCCGGCCUGAGCGUGGCGGUGCUGGUGUCGGCCCUGGCCGCCGUCAUGGUGGCGCUGCGCAUGAAGGUGCUGCUGGCGCUGCCCGGCCUGGCCUGCUUCGCCGCCGUGGCCGGCCUGCAGUUCUUCCCCGCCCUGGGCGUGGCCACCGACCCGGCGGCGCUGGCCUGCUUCUUCAGCCUGCUGCUCUGCGAGCCGCUGCUGGACGUGGUCUUCAGCGGGCUGUCGGUGACGGAGCGCUGGCAGCCCUACCUGGCCCGCCGGGCCCUGUGGAGACGCCUGUCCCUGCUGCCGCUGCUGCUGCUGGAGCUGCUCUUCGUGGCCCUGGCGGCCCGGAAACCGUCCCACUCGGACCGCUGGUACGUGCUGGUCCCCGGGUUCGUGCUGUGCCUCGUCUUCUGGGCCAUCUGCCACACGGUGUUCGUGAUCACGGCGUGGGGCUUCCACAGCAAGCUCAGCGACUGCCAGCGGCUGUGCCUGUCCCAGGGGCCCGACGGCACGAGUCUGGACAAGGUCAUGGCCUCCCGGGGCAUGAGACACUUCUGCCUGAUCUCCCAGCGGCUGGUGCUCUUCUCCUUGGUGUCCACCGGGGCCGUGGCUGCGCUCUGUUGGCAGGCGUCCAGCAGCAUCUUCGUGAGCGUGUUCCUGCUGGUGCUGCCGCUGGAGUCUCUGUUCCACGGACUCUUCUACGAGCUCGGCAACAGCCUGGGCGGGACGUGCGUGGGCUACGCCGUCGUCAUCCCCACCAACUACUGCAGCCCCGACGGCCAGCCCACGCUGCUUCCCCCCGGGCAGGUGCACGAGCUCAACAAGCGCUCCACCGGCAUGCUGAGCAGCGUGCAGCGCUUCUUCGCUCAUCACAUGAUCGAGAACCACGGCUGCGACUACUCCACGAGCGGCGUGACGGCGGAGGCCCUGCAGGCCCGGAUCAAGGCCUUCCUGGAGCUCCGCACGGCCGACGGGCCUCGCCACGACACCUACGUCGUCUUCUACAGCGGACACACGCGGCGCUGCGGGGACUGGGCGCUGGCAGGCGGAGACGCGCUGCGACUGCCUCAGAUCCUGGACUGGUGGCGGGAGAAGAACGGCGGCUCCUGCUCGCGCCUCAUCCUGGUGCUGGACUGCGAGGACUCGCUGCCGUGGGUGAAGGAGGUGCGGCGGGUGGAGGGCCCGUACGUGGCGGUGCAGGGGGCCGAGCUGGCCCGGGGGGCCGACGUGGAGCAGCAGGAGCCGCCGCAGCUCGGGGACUUCACCGCCCAGUGGGUGGAGUACAACUGCAACCCCAGCAGCGGCGUGCAGUGGUGCCGGCGGGGCCGGGCCGUGUCCGCCGCCUACGGCGUCUCGCGCCACUGGAGCGACUACACGCUGCACCUGCCCACAGGAAGUGACGUCACCAGCCACUGGAGCCUGUUCUUCCCGCGGGUCACCUACCCCGUGGUGCAGCUGGCGCUGUGGUGCGGCAGCCUGAACUUGCUGUGGAUCUGCGGCGUGUGCCUGCGAUGUCUGCGCAGAGUCAAGCUCAACUGGUUCCCGCCGGCGGUGCUGGACACGGGGCAGGGAUUCAAGCUGGUCCGGUCCUAGCGGCACCAGCCCGGGGGGGUUUUAUCACUCCACACCGCAAAAAAUCACAAUCUUAACAAGAAUAUUUGUUUUAUUUCGAGUUAAAAUGUCUAAUUUUUAGUCUAAAAAUCUCAUUACACUUAAAACAAGAGUCAUCACUGGAAAAAACAACAAUUUUCACCUGUUUCAAGUAGAUUUUCACUUGAAAUAAGUAGAAAAAUCUGCCAGUGGAAGAUUUGCUUGUAAUAAGAAGAUAAAUCUUGUCCCACUGGCAGAUUUAUCUACCUAUUUCAAGUGAAAAUUUACUUGAAACAGGUGGAAAUUGUCAAAUAAGUUAUUUUUGUGGUGAUGACUCUAAAUGUUGAAAUAGCAGUAAAACCACAUAAAAAAAAAAACAAGACUCAUCACUGGAAAAAACAACAAUUUCCCUUAAAAUAAGUAGAAAAAUCUGCCAGUGGAACAAGAUUUUUUUGCUUGUAAUGAGAAGAUACAGGACUGUCUCAGAAAAUUAGAAUAUUGUGAAAAAGUCCUUUAUUUUCUGUAAUGCAAAAAUGUCAUACAUUCUGGAUUCAUUACAAAUCAACUGAAAUAUUGCAAGCCUUUUAUUAUUUUAAUAUUGCUGAUCAUGGUUUACAGCUUAAGAAAACUCAAUAACCUAUCUCAAAAAAUUAGAAUUUUCUGGGAAUCUUAAUCUUAAACUGUAAACCACAAUCAGCAAUAUUAAAAUAAUAAAAGACUUGCAAUAUUUCAGUUGAUUUGUAA
Molecule: messenger RNA, 3213 nt
Organism: Cololabis saira (Pacific saury)
Lineage: Eukaryota; Metazoa; Chordata; Actinopteri; Beloniformes; Belonidae
Product: transmembrane protein 168-like
Exons: 5
Coding region: 346-2472 (708 amino acids)
Source: RefSeq, a predicted model, not a curated record